AUGGCAAUAACGUUUUCAGUGUCAAACAACAACAAACAACAACCGAAGCAUAAACAAGCGCCGUUUCUAGCACCACAAACAGCAACAUCUACAACAGUACCAUAUAACACCAACAGCUAUAGCAUCAACAACGACAACAGCAGCGACAGCAGCUGCAACAACAACAACAGCAGCGACAGCAGCUGCAACAACAACAACAGCAGCGACAACAGCUGCAACAGCGACAACAGCAACGACAGCAGCUGCAACAACAACAACAGCAGCGACAGCAGCUGCAACAGCGACAGCCGCAACGACAGCAGCUGCAACAACGACAACAGCAGCGACAGCAGCUGCAACGACAACAACAGCAGCGACAGCAGCUGCAACAGCGACAGCAGCAACGACAACAGCUGCAACAAUGACAGCAGCAACAACAGCAGCUGCAACAACGACAACAGCAACGACAACAGCUGCAACAACGACAACAGCAGCAGCAGUAGCAGCAACGACAAUAACUCGAGCGAACGUAGAACAACGCAUGAGCGCUCUUCUACAUCAUAA
Helobdella robusta is the source of this 543-nucleotide messenger RNA. RefSeq lists its product as hypothetical. NCBI's taxonomy places the organism in Eukaryota, Metazoa, Annelida, Clitellata, Rhynchobdellida, Glossiphoniidae. The transcript has a single exon. The record is from RefSeq and is a predicted model, not a curated record. Bases 1 to 543 code for a protein of 180 amino acids.